AAAAAAAAAAAAAACCUUCUGGAAAGCAUUUCCAGCAGGCAUUGUCUCCUAGGGAACACAUGAAGGUGUUUUAUUCUCCUUUCGAGUCUACUUUUUGUCCUCCUUGUUCCUUUUUGCCGGUAAGAUGCGUCGCUUAAUGCCUUCCGGUUCGGCAGCGAAGACAAAUAUAACAACGCGGGAGCUUAAUGUAGAAAAACAGCUAAGCGGAAUUCCUCGAAGUUACCACGCUGUUGCUAAGGAUGCCAAAUUAGCGAUUAUUGCAUGUUUUCUUUCCUAAGCAGUAUCGAUUUACUGGGACAUUAAAAGCGAAAUCGUGGCCGUUUGUGGGGUGGGGGAAUGCCAAAAAAGAUUUAAUGGUAAAGUACGGCCAGUUGACUAUUGCAAAUUAGGUCCAUCCAUCCAUUUUUUACCGCUUGUUCCUUCAUUUUGGCGCAAUCAAUUCCUCGGGCGGGACUUGUGUAAGAGUCUGAGCAUGUCGAAUAUAUAACGCUCUCUCGCUGACAUCAUUCCAGGGCCGGCAGAUAUCUUAAUACAGGCCAUCAUUCACUAUGUGGGGAUCUUUAGUGAAAGAUGCCAUUGUACAAAGAGCUGCUUCCUGGACUUUCUGCAAUCAUGAUAUAUCUCAUCCCUAAGGAGACAAAAACAGUAUGUUUCUGAUCAGAGACGUUACAGGAGUGGCCAAGCAUUUUUUUUGGAAGAAUACAACACUUUCUAUGUGAAUGAACAGACGCUCGCAGGCAAUCGCCAUUGAGAAUCUUGGUGUGUCGGAGUAGUGAAAUAUGCUGCAGACAGGCAACUACUCACUCGUGCUGCUGAUCCAGCUGACACUACUGGCCUUUGACCUCUUCGUCAACUCCUUCAGUGAACUCUUGAGAGGAGCGGCCGUCAUCCAGCUUGUGCUCUUCAUCAUCCAGGACAUCGCCAUCUUGUUCAACGUGAUCAUCAUCCUGCUGAUGAUGUUCAACACCUACGUGUUCCAGGUAGGCCUGAUGUCCCUGCUGCUGGAGCGGUUCAGAGCCCUGCUGUUGUUCUCCGCCCUUUACCUGACCUUCAGCAUCUGCCUCCACAGCUGGGUGUUGAAUCUAAGAUGGAGAGAAUCUAAUCGCUUUGUUUGGACAGACGGCCUCCAAGCUCUCUUUGUGUUCCAGAGGACAGUGGCAGUUUUGUAUUACUACUUCUACAAACGUACAGCCGAGUACAUGGGAGACCCGAGGCUCUACAUGGAUUCUCUUUGGCUCCGUGAAGCCUUUGCCAAAGCUCGUCAGUAGAAUGUAUUUUCAUCAACUACUAAGGAACAAAUGCCUUCAGGUGGUAGGUGAACAUUGAUGUAGCAAUUUCUUCUACAUUCAAAGCCUUUUUCACAUUUCAGUUGCUUCAGUUCAUUCAUAAACUAAUCAACCUAAUAAAAGAUACUUCAAGAGGUCAAAACCACGAAGAAUCAGGGCUUAAGCUAUUUAGGGAAUGCUGCCAUUGUUUUUACAUUAAUGGCAGGACACUACAGUACUACUUUUUUACUACUGGCAAGAGGGCAGAUGCUUGAAAGCUUUCCACUGACAGGCAAACUAAACCUGGGAUAUUGUGUUAAUCAGUAUUGAGCUGGGUAAUCUAUGUGGCCUUUAAGACAGGGGUGUCCACACAUUUUCUACUGAGGGCCGCACACUGAAAAAUCAAAGAUUGUCAAGGGAAAUCUUGAAUUUGUAUAUUUUCAAAACCAGUACUACAAUAGAUUUAUUUAAAAGAAAAAAUUCUGCCCUGCAUGUCAGCUUUAUUAGGGUUAACAUUUAUGUCCCCCUUUUAAAUUACACCGGUUUGCUUUUUAUUCCACUUUUUAUAUACUUACACACAUUAUAUAUAUAUAUAUUAUAUACAAAGAAUAUUCUUUGAGUAUGCUUUAUGUAUAAUACAGCAUGUUUGUCACACUUAUGAAGAACCCUGUUGUCCUUAAUCCUUGUGUAAAGCUUAUACAGUAUGAGCUGUUUACAUGAUACCAAUGAUGACUACAAUGUAAGUCCAUGAUCCUGUCAGUAAUUUUUUUUUAGUUCAUGUUGUUUUAUUUGUAUUAUUAAACAAACUUUUUCCAA
Nerophis ophidion (straightnose pipefish) is the source of this 2081-nucleotide messenger RNA. RefSeq names its product transmembrane protein 138 (gene tmem138). Gene Ontology annotation, cellular component: cilium. NCBI's taxonomy places the organism in Eukaryota, Metazoa, Chordata, Actinopteri, Syngnathiformes, Syngnathidae. Bases 780 to 1268 code for a protein of 162 amino acids. The transcript has 5 exons. The record is from RefSeq and is a predicted model, not a curated record.